AUGGAGAUGCCACGGGACCAGCUCCUCAGCUACUUAACAUCCAAGAUACCUCACUCUGGCACCGACUGCGUUCUUGUCGCUGUAGAUGGACGCGACGGAGCCGGUAAAACCGUCUUCGCAGACGAGCUAGCCGGAAAAUGUCGCCAAACUCUUUCGUCAGACGUAAUACGAAUAUCCAUUGACGAUUUUCACAACACUCGUGAAAAGCGUUACUGUCGUGGCCCCAAGUCCCCAGAAGGGUUCUAUCUCGACAGCUACGACUACGAUCAAUUUCGGAGCCAUGUGUUGGAGCCCCUGGGUCCCAAUGGAUCGAGAAAGUUUAGGAAACGCGGCCACGACUUGCUUACGGAUCGCGUCAUUGAAGAUGAGCCGGAAGCUGAAGCCAAGCCGGGGUCUGUUGUUAUAGUGGACGGCAUAUUCUUACACCGCCCAGAACUUGAAAAGGCUUGGAACAUGUCUGUAUUUCUGGAUGUUUCGGCGGAAGUUUGCGCGCAGAGGAUGCUGGUUCGUGAUGGGAGUGCGCCGCAGCUUGUUCCUACGGAUAGGUACUUUGGAGGACAGAAGAUGUACCUGGACACUUGCGAACCAGAGAGUAAGGCAGACUUUGUUGUGGAUAACUCGAGGCCUGAUGUUGCGAUAUUGAAGAAGCCGAUAUUAUAUGAGUUUGAAAUGGUUCGGACUCCAGGCUCUGGGAGGUCUAUCCGCAUGGCUGAUAGAGAUAUUGUGUUGCACCAUACCAAGACUUGA
Molecule: messenger RNA, 747 nt
Organism: Pochonia chlamydosporia 170
Lineage: Eukaryota; Fungi; Ascomycota; Sordariomycetes; Hypocreales; Clavicipitaceae
Product: AAA domain-containing protein
Exons: 2
Coding region: 1-747 (248 amino acids)
Cellular component (GO): cytoplasm
Molecular function (GO): kinase activity; ATP binding; uracil phosphoribosyltransferase activity
Source: RefSeq, a predicted model, not a curated record